GGUCGGUUCUGAGCUCAUGCAUAACUCUGAGAAUUAAUACACAACAAAACAAUUCAACGAACGACGACGACCACAACCACCACCAUCGGAAGGCUGGAAAAAAACAUUUAGUAACGCAUUGCACACAAUAGAACGGAGAAAAAAUUAAAUAAAAAUAUCAAGAAAAGAUUUCGGGUUGUUUGUUAUUAUUAUUAUUUGUAAAUUUUGUUAUAAAUACCUAUUGUAUUUUGUGGAAAAUUUUUUCGCGCACUUCACUCAAAGAGCCGAAGAGAGCAAGCAACAACAAAUUACCAAAAAAAAAAACACAGUGUCAAUUUUACAUAGAAAAAAACUGGAAGAAACAAAAUACUAAUUAAACAAAUGCCAAUACAACAAAGUUAAGGUUUAAGCCGAUAAUAAGAGCCACAAAAAAGCAGCAACAACAAAGUGUUAAAUUGUAUAAAAUUAAACAAAUACUAAAAUAUUGUAAAUUACUGAACAACAAAAAAAGAAAAAUCCCCCCGUUUUGGAAUACACAAAAGCAAAGAAAUCCAACGUCACAAUGUCAGUCUACUCAGGGAUGGCUGCCACUCCACGGAGGCUACAAGUGUUAACAGCUUUAAUGAUGGUCUUGGCCGCCAGUUGUUGGCAGCCAGCAUAUGGCAUCUUGGAUGACGACGAAUACAAUUCGGUUUACAAUGAACAAAUCAGGGAGCAGCAAAAUCAUGAAGUGGGAAGAUUUCCCUUUCUAAUGCCAAAUGUGCGGCCAAAAACGCCUGAAUUAUAUCUCUGUACACCGAUAAAAGUGGACUAUACGAAAAGCUAUUACAUAGUUGGUUAUGAACCAAAUGCUACCAUGAAUACGGCGCAUCAUAUGCUGGUAUAUGGAUGCGGUGAACCUGGAUCAAGUAAAACUGUAUGGAAUUGUGGUGAAAUGGCCAAAAAGUCUUCCGAAGAAACAGCAAGUCCUUGUGGGGUCCAAUCCCAUUCACAGAUACUGUAUGCCUGGGCCAGAGAUGCCCCCAAACUGGAGUUACCUGAAGGUGUUGGCUUUAAGGUGGGCUAUGAUUCGCCCAUUAAAUAUAUUGUCUUGCAGGUGCAUUAUGCCAGUAUAGCAAGGUUUAAGGAUGGCAGCACUGAUGAUUCGGGAGUGUUUAUACGUUACACAGAGAAACCCAUGAACAAAUUGGCUGGCGUAUUGCUGAUGGGUACCGCCGGUGUUAUACCACCCAUGUCUGUGGAACAUAUGGAGACCGCCUGUGAGAUUAAUGAAAAUAAAACCAUACAUCCGAUUGCCUAUCGCACCCAUACGCACAGUUUGGGAAAGGUGGUCUCGGGUUAUAGGGUGCGCAGCGAUGAUCAUGGCAUGAAUCACUGGACUCUGUUGGGCAAACGUGAUCCCCUAACGCCACAAAUGUUUUAUCCUGUCAUGAAUAAGGAGCCAAUUGUCAAGGGUGAUUUCAUUGCGGCGAGAUGUACCAUGGAAAGUCAUCGUACCAGGGUCACGGAAAUUGGCGCCACCAACAACGAUGAAAUGUGCAACUUCUAUCUGAUGUACUAUGUGGAGAAUGAUGAACCGCUGAACAUGAAAUAUUGCUUUAGUCAAGGACCUCCCAACUAUUAUUGGCGUAAUCCCGAUGUGGGUCUCAAUAAUAUACCGCACAAGGAGGCAAGCACAUUGUAAGAUUAGAUGUGACCAGAGGCGCAGCAGAAGGGGCAAACCAUGACAACAACAACAUAAAACACAAAUCAAGAAAACCAACAGCUUUAUUUAUACUAUUAUUACUUAGAGGAAGAAAAACAAAAACAACAACAAAAAUUAGAAGAACUAUUCAAACAUAUGAGAAAUUUGUUAAAAACAUCAUCAGAAAAAAAAGAAGUAUAAUAGGGACAAACAUGUGCAAAUCAUGGAAACUUAUCAUAGAGGUCGAAGAAAACAAAUCACAAAUUAGAGACCACAAAAUUAGAGAGGACAUGAAAA
Musca domestica (house fly) is the source of this 1960-nucleotide messenger RNA. It is a transcript of the gene Phm, whose product is annotated as peptidylglycine alpha-hydroxylating monooxygenase. The transcript is spliced from 8 exons. Gene Ontology annotation, biological process: peptide metabolic process. Bases 542 to 1663 code for a protein of 373 amino acids. Gene Ontology annotation, cellular component: membrane; extracellular region. The record is from RefSeq and is a predicted model, not a curated record. NCBI's taxonomy places the organism in Eukaryota, Metazoa, Arthropoda, Insecta, Diptera, Muscidae. Gene Ontology annotation, molecular function: oxidoreductase activity, acting on paired donors, with incorporation or reduction of molecular oxygen, reduced ascorbate as one donor, and incorporation of one atom of oxygen; copper ion binding.